Messenger RNA from Anopheles funestus (African malaria mosquito), 718 nucleotides. RefSeq lists its product as uncharacterized. Lineage: Eukaryota; Metazoa; Arthropoda; Insecta; Diptera; Culicidae. The coding region runs from base 119 to 610 and encodes 163 amino acids. The transcript has 3 exons. Gene Ontology annotation, biological process: mitochondrial electron transport, NADH to ubiquinone. The record is from RefSeq and is a predicted model, not a curated record.
CUUACACAAAAUUUGACAGCUUUCGUCAGAGGACGAUUUUCGUGCGAAGAAAUCUUCGCUGAUUGCGGUUUAUUUUGUUUCCGCACCGUAUCGUUGGGUAAUUUUCAUCGUCCCAGCAAUGGCUUCAUCCGAGACCGGGGGCGUUAAGCCGAUGUCCAUCACGGGCCGCAUGGUUCGUGAGCGGGAACGGCUGCUGGGUAUGAGCCCAGAGGAACGUGCCUGGAGAGCGCAGUGGCUGAAGGAUCAGCAUUUGUCCCCGAACGAACCGAAGUACGUGCCGGAGUACUGGAAGGAGCGGUAUAAUCCGAUUCGCCGUGCCUAUCGCGCUCCCCUGAAUAUGGUCCAGAACGUCCUCACGCCGGUUAUUGGUCUUGAAUGGGCUCACGCUGUACGUUUCUGGACGGGCAAAAUAGCACUGAGUGCUUUUGUUGUUCUCUCGACUGCCUACUAUUUCAAGUACAACCAGAAUGAUUGGACUCGCAAGGGUGGCUGGCGAGUAAUUCACUCACGUGAAGCGGUGGUGCCAGGAGAUCCAGGCUAUCCGAACUUCCCGAAGCGCGAUACUCCGGCAGACUACGCCGCCAGAGGCUUCAAGCAGUCGCCCAUCUAAAUUUUGCCGAAUCGCAUCAAUUCAGUGGUCGAUAUGUAUGUAGAUAAUAAAUAACGAAACGGCACGAUGCUAAAGCAUUCUCUUGAUUUGGGGUUAUACUGAACUAAA